CAAAAUUACGUAUUAGUGGUUUGCUAGAAAGUAAUUAGGUUAUAACUUUAUUACUUGACCCACGGCUAUUAUAUGUGUAAUAAUUUAUCCAUCCAUUGCCAGACAGAUAAUGAGGAAAUUCAUUUAUGUACCUAAAUAAUAAUAAUUGUCAGACGAAGCAAGUGGCCCUAACCUAAUGUUGAGUGAAGAACCAUUGCCUAUAAACACAGCAACACUUCGCAGAGUUCCUGAAAUGAAGCUACAAAAAUCUGGAAGAAAUUCUGAUCAAGUUAAAUCAAAGGCAGAUCAGCCUGAUCAAGCAAGCAUGAAAAGAGGAAAGAAAAGGAAAAGGCAAGCAGAUUUUGACGAAAUUAAAAAUGAAAAUGGUGAUUUUCAGAUAAACCCUGAGCUUUAUAGUGAUUCUGGUGAGCCUACAAAUUUCAAGAGAUACAAAUUAAAUGAAUUUAACAGUCAAAAUGAAGAAUCUCUGUGUGAAGCUGAGGACUACCUCAAUCUUAGAGUUAAACAGGAGGAAGCUGCGUUUUUGGAACCUACUCCUGUUAAAUUAAAAAAGAAAAAAAAAUGUAAAGUAGAACCGGAAACAAUUGAAAACCAAGAAAUAGAGCUAUCCACAAUUGACAAAAAAGAAACUGAUAUAAAAGAACGUAACAUAGACAGUUCAUCCCUUGUUAAUAGUGAAUCUGCCGAAAGUAGUGAAAAAGAGGUUGGUUAUAAAAAGAAAAAGAAGCCUCACAGGGAUCCUGGUGAACUUUCAAGUUUCAAGAGACACAAGUUGAAUGAUUCAAGUUUCAAGAGACACAAGUUGAAUGAUUCAAGUUUAAGCAGUCAAAAUGAAGAAUCUAUGUGUGAAGCUGAGGACUAUCUUAAUCUUAAAGUCAAACAGGAGCAAGCUGCUUUUGUAGAAUCUACUCCAGUCAAUUUAAAAAAGAAAAAGAAAUAUAAAGUAAAACCUGAAAUAAUUGAAAACCAAGAAAUAGAGCUAUCCACUAUUGACAAAAAUGAAAUUGAUAUUGAGGAACAUAACAUAGACAGUUCAUCCCUUGGUAAUGGCGAAAGUACGGAAAGUAAUGAAAAAGAUGUUAGUUAUAAAAAGAAAAAAAAGAAGAAAAAAGGUAUUUUAGAAAGAGAAAACAGAGACAUAAGUGAAAUAUUAGAGAAUUCAGAAGUUUAUCAUACAUUAACAAUAGAGAAAACAAUAAACAAUGAUGAUUUUAAUCAUGACAUAAAGAAUAACAGCCAAAUUAUGAGUUCUACAUUACUUAACAACUUUACUUAUGACAAUGGCAAGCAAGACUGUAACAAGGACUUACAGAAAGUUAAUGCUUCAACACUAAAUAGUGCUAAAUCUAGUAAUAAUGCUUCAACACUAAGUAGUGCUAAAUCUAGUAAUCACAUUACUGUGGCAAAUGAAAAAAAAACUUGUAGAAUAUCAGAUAGAAUAAGAUUCGAAGAUGAUAGUGUGGAUUAUGACAUGGAAGAAUAUGCCCCUAAAAAUGAUUUAUCGGAUAUAUUUAAACAAUUUAGUAAUAGUAAUAUAAACUUAACACAGUUGCAGGUCAACUUGAAAAGUGACCCGGGUUUAGGUGAAGAUGAUGAGAUUUGGAUUAUUAGAGGACCACAUGAAAUUUAUGUUGAAGAUUUCAUUAAUACAAAUUUAUCAUUAGAUAAUAAACGAAAAUUAAAAAUAAAUGGAAAAACUUAUGAAAGCAUUAUAGACACCAACACAUUUGCUAUACCAAUUUUAUUAUUCAACGAACAUAAAGUAUUUAUAAAAAAUAUCCCUUUGAUGGGUAUUAUAAAUUUGCACAAAAGGAUUCCUAAAGUUCAUAUUCCAUAUGAGUCAUUAGUUACGAAUGAUGUAAAUACGUUUACUCUCUUACCUGAUACUAAAUGCCGGCAUCCCUUGUUUGGGAUCAACUACAAAAAAGCUACCAAAAUUCCGGUAGAAAUUGCUGAACGGCUAAGUAUGUCAGAUGCACAGGUGAAUACAGAAAAUAAAAAGAAAAAGAAGCAAGAAAUCAAAACAAAACAUGAAAUUGACUCUGACACUGAGAUUAAACCAAACAUUGAAAUAUUAAAUUGCAGUAAAAAGAAAAAGGUGAACUCAAAUGCUGAAAUACAUUUCAACAAAAAUAAAUUUAAGAAAGAAAACCAAGCAACUGAAGCCAAUGUGGAGGACGUCCCAGACAAUGUAGUGGCGCACUCUAUUAAGAAGAAGAAGAAAAUUAAACAACGGAACGAUGACACUUCUUUGGAAUUGAAAUUGAACAUUGAACCAUUACAAUCAAAGAAGAAGAAAAAGUAUGAAGAAACUGAACAAAAAUAUGAAAUUCAAUCUGAUUUUGAGGUGCAACUGAACACAGACCGAGAGUCUAACAAAAAGAGAAGGAAAAAUAGUGAUGAAAGAGGAUCUAAGAAGGUCAAACGUGACACGGGCGGAGCCGAUGCUUGGGACUCAGAGAAAGCUAUAGAAAAAAAUCUUUUUGAUUUUUAGCAACAAUACCAUUUACAAAUUGUAUCAUAAAAUAAUAUACAUAGCAAGGAAAGAGCUGAAGUGAAACAAGACAUUUUGAGCACUCUGACCUCGGACCAAAUAUAUGGACUUGUAUUGCACUUAAAUUCACCGAGAAAAUUGUGUCGUUUUUUGAGGGGGCUAAGGUAAAAUCACACAUCGAAAAUAUUUAAAUAUAUUCUAUGUCCUUACAAUACACAUAUCUAUAAAAUUUAUAGACACAACGACUAAAGUGUAGAAGUUGAGGGAGGCGAGUUUCGCGAAGCAAAGCGACGCUUGUUUUGAAUGGUAGGGAAAACGUACAAGCGCCUGACCUGUGUUUGUUUGUUCUUGUUUCUUAAAUGUUAUUAAUAGCUGGAUUAUGUAAUUUUAAUUUCAUGUGUUUACAAAUGAAAUAAACAGGAGUAGUGGUUUGUGAAA
Bicyclus anynana (squinting bush brown) is the source of this 2932-nucleotide messenger RNA. RefSeq lists its product as uncharacterized. Gene Ontology annotation, biological process: transcription by RNA polymerase I. Bases 176 to 2494 code for a protein of 772 amino acids. The record is from RefSeq and is a predicted model, not a curated record. NCBI's taxonomy places the organism in Eukaryota, Metazoa, Arthropoda, Insecta, Lepidoptera, Nymphalidae. The transcript has 2 exons.